AUGGGACUUUUUGAUAAACUUCAAGAAGCAUUAGUUAACCUUCAACUUGAUAUUGGUGACUUAAAAGGGCAAGGAUAUGACAAUGGCUCUAACAUGAAAGGCAAAAACAAAGAUAAUCUAAAGGAAGGCCUCAUGGCUAAGUCGUUGUCGCAAACACAUUGGAAAAGUCGUAUUAAAAGUGUUAAACCACUAAGAUACCAUGCUUCAAAAAUAAGAGAUGCUUUAGUUGACUUGUACAACAAUCCUACCACAGAUUCGAUUGCAAAAAGUGAAGCUAAAUCCCUGGUAACUCAUGAACUUGAGACUUUUGAGUUCUUGUUUAGUAUUGUAAUUUGGUACAAUUUGUUGUUUCAUGUGAACUCUGCUAGCAAGCUUUUUCAAAGUGGAGAUAUGGAUAUAACAGUUGUUGUAAAGCAGCUAGAUGGGCUUGUUAAGUAUGUUGCAAUGUAUAGAGAAGUUGGUUUCAUGGAGGCUAUGGUUGAAACUAAAGAAAUGGCAAGUGAAUUGGGAAUUGAACCUACAUUUGUUGAAAAGCGCAUCAUUUCUAGAAAGAAACAAUUUGAUGAGAAUGUUAGCAGAGAGGUGACCCAGUCGGCUGAAGAAUCGUUUAGAGUUGAUUACUUCUUUUAUAUUGUUGAUCAAGCCCUUUGUUCACUCAAAAAUAGGUUCGAACAAUUCAAAGUGUAUGAGACAAGCUUUGGCUUUUUGUUUGACUUGAAAAGGUGCAGCGAUGAGUCGUUGAAGGCAAAGUGUGUGAACCUUGAAGAAUUUUUAAAACAUGGUAAGAUUUUCGAUAUUGAUGGAAGAGAUUUAUUAAUGGAGCUAAAAGUCUUGAAAGAGAGAUUGUCAAAAAAAGUCAAUAAACCAAUUGAAGUGCUCAAUCAUCUACAAUUGAUGACAAAUUGUUUCCCAAAUUCAUGGGUUGCUUAUAGGAUAUUUUUGGCUAUUCCGGUUACAGUUGCAUAG
This is a messenger RNA of Camellia sinensis, 966 nucleotides long. NCBI's taxonomy places the organism in Eukaryota, Viridiplantae, Streptophyta, Magnoliopsida, Ericales, Theaceae. The record is from RefSeq and is a predicted model, not a curated record.